AUGUCGGUGGUGCCCGGGCGACUGGGCCGCCGGCGGCGGCGUCCCAAUCGCCGGCCGUCUGGGGCCCAUUUCCUCCCGCUGCUCGGGGUCCUGCUGCUGCUGGUGUCGUUGUUGGCCCCCGGGUGGGCUUCGGUCGAUGUGUCGCCCCAGCCGCCGGCUCCGGCCCGGGGGAGCCCUGGCUCCGAGUCGCCGGCUUCCAGUGGCGCUGCCCUGGCCGUGAGCGCCAUGGCCAAUGGCGACGCCCCGGAAAGCCUGCCGGAGCCGGCGUUUGAUCCGUUCUCCUUCCUGGUGAAGUAUCGCCAGCGCUAUGCGCCGGGGUUCCAGCCAGCCGAUGUCCUCCGCCGACCGGAUCAAUUUGGCCGGUAUGUGCGGUUCCGGUCGGCCCCGCCGGCGCGCAGCCGGCAGCCGGCCAACAGCAUGCCGGCGCUGGAGUAUGCCACGCGCGAGCGUCUCUUCCCGGCGGGGUUGCGGGAUUUCGUACAGGAUCUCCUGCAUGAGCAUGUUCCCCAGUGGCCCGGCAGGCCGGCGGGCGAUCCGGCAUCCACGGACGCCACCUCGGGCCUGGCGGCCGCGCGGCUGGCCCCGGCCGAGGGGGUUCCGCCACAGCCGGGGCCUGCUCCCGGGGCCACGGUCGCCGGGGCGGGGACCAUCUUCCCGCCAAACAUCACGGCCAUCAUCCAGGCGGACUGGCACGCGCCGGCGAGCCUGGUCGAUCGGUCGGUCCUGUUCACCUCCAAGCCCAGCGAUCAUCCGAUCAAUGCCACCAACCCGGAUAUCCUGGCCGGGUGGCCCUUCACCGGGGGGUGGAUGGCUCCGCUGAACUUGACCCAGCCUUUGGUGCCUGGCCGGGGUCCGGGCGAGGAGCCGGCCCCGGUGCCGAGUCCGUCGGCGGGACCGGGCGAGACGGGCGCCGUCCCGCCGAGCCCCGGGGCCGGGGCCGGGGCCGGGGCCGGGGCCGGCCCUCCGCGCUUGCGCGGCUCUCAUCCAAGCACCUGGGCCUUCCGCAAUGGGACCAUGGUCCUGUCGCUGGAGACGCGGCACCCGGAUGACUGGGCCAGCGACCGGACCAGUGACCGGGCCUUCGUCAAGGGUACCCUCCGCAUGCAGGACACCGUGCGCUUGCGGGUGGCCACUCCGACGGUCCCCAUGUUCGGGGUCCACUGGCCGAAGCUCGGGGUGGCCUUGCUGGGGUCCAGCUUCUCGAGCCCCGUGCUGUCGGACCACUCGGCCGCCGACUUGCUCCACUUGCUGGCCCCGAGUGCCGGCCUCGCGGCCGACAUCCUGAGCACCUUCAACUCGACGCUGCAGCCCAAGCAUGAAUUUGAUCCAUCCUGGGAUGUGACCCGUGAGCUCCGGAACUUCGAGUUCGCCGACCGCGGCGAGUGGCAGCAGAACCCCUCGUACUUUGUGCUGCUGCUCUUCCAGCCGGUCUCCCUGCCGGCCGGGGUGACGCCAGCCGACGUGGCGGCCUACGAGCGGGCCCUGGCCAAUCCGACCGGCCGAUCGGCCAGCCUGCCGAAUGACGUGACCGCGGGCAUGCUCAAUGCCCGGAUGAUAGUCCUCUCGCCGGACCGGGCGCUGGUUAGUCUGCCGGCCCCGGCGCUGGCCGUGUCAUCCUCACAUGGCCGCCGACAGCCGGUCUUCCACCAGCACGCGCGCACAUAUGCCCUGGUGUUGUUGGUUUGCUCGCUGGUGGAAUACUUCGUCACCGCUCGGCAGAUGGAGGCCCUACAGACCCAGGCCCGGCUGUCGCGCGUGUCUCCCUUCAUGAUUUGGCUGCAGGCGGCGCUGGACAUCUCCAUCUGCUUCCGCCAUAUCUCGGCAUAUCCGUCGGUUGACUCGAGCAUGCUCCUUUUCGCGCUUGUCACCUUCGUCAAGCUGUGCCAGUUCCUUUUCUUCGGCGUGCUAUUCAUGCAGAUGACCUGGACUGCGGGCAUGCUGCAGCACCCGGGGGCGCCUGGCCUCAACGAUCCCCAAGUUCGACGCGAGUCCUGGAACUACAUGUUCACAAACUUCUACAUGUUUGCGGCCUUCAGUCUCUUCUUCUACUACAGCUCGGCCGAGGUCUUCGGUCUGAUCUACGCUCUUGUCUUCCAUUCCUUCCUCUUCCCUCAGAUAUUCAUGAACUUCACGCGCGGCUUGCGCAGGCCGCUGACGCCCGCAUACAUGAUUCUGGUCCCGCUGUCGCGCAUGGUCCUGCCUCUGUACAUGUGGCUGAUCGCUGUCAUCCUGGUUCAGCAUUACGUCGGGCCGCGCUUCUUCUGGCCGGCCGUGCUGCAACGGAACACCAUCAAGACAUACGAGUAUUUGCAACCGCCCAUGGACGAGGAGGCAGCCGGCCCAGGCGGCGGGGCGCAAGUCGAGUGCGGCAUCUGCUUGGAGUCGAUGGACUUGCGCAAAGAGCCGCACAUGCUCACCCCUUGCAACCAUAUCUUCCACCAGGCGUGUCUGGAGCAGUGGCUGGACAUCAAGCUUGUCUGUCCCGUCUGCCGAGCAGUGCUACCGGACCCCUGA
Molecule: messenger RNA, 2514 nt
Organism: Fonticula alba
Lineage: Eukaryota; Rotosphaerida; Fonticulaceae
Exons: 10
Coding region: 1-2514 (837 amino acids)
Molecular function (GO): zinc ion binding
Source: RefSeq, a predicted model, not a curated record